GUGUGUGAGCAUUUUGUCGAGGGGCGGGAUCACUGUUCUGUUGUGUUUCUGGAAGCUACCAGCUGGGAAAAGGAGCUACCAGCUCUGUUUUUGUUUUAUUUUCUCUGAUUUCUUUUUCUCUCCUUCUGCUAAACUGAAUCAGCGUUCAGUAAAACAGUAACAGCUCUUUUGUACGGUGUCCAUGCCACACAGAGUCGUGGAAGGAGUCUCCAGUGUCAGCGCUUUGUAACAGUCAAAGGACAUUGUGGCCGGUGCAGCUCAAUGGGAAAAGUGUAGCCAUGUUCAGCUUCGAGGGAGAUUUCAAGCGGACGCCCAAAGUGUCCCUUGGAGGGGCAAGUAAAAAGGAGCAGAAAGCGUCACUUCUUCACCGGACGCAGGAGGAAAGACGCAAGCGAGAGGAUGAAAGGAAAAGGCUGAAAAACGCGAUAAUCAUCCAGUCUUACAUUCGAGGCUUCCAAGAGAGAAAACGUCAAUAUGGCAUUCAACGGAGCCAUUUCGACCGUUGUGUGUGUGAUUGUCAGUGCUCCUCCGGAUCCACACUCACGGACUCUGGUCUGCUCCCCCUGCUCAUCCGCCGCCUGCUCUUCUUCUACCACAACAGCAAGGACACACCCCGGCUGAUCUGGCUGUGUCAGAAUGUAGUGAAGCAUCAUGCUCAGUUUGUGAAGCUGCUGGUUGGACCUGAGAGAAACACGUGCGUGUUCCAGAUCAAGAGGCUUCUUGGACACUGCUGCAGACUCCUGCAGCUGUGUGAGGAUGAAGGUGUGAAUGUGGCUGUCCCCAUGCGCAUGCUGGAGGUGUUUACCUCAGAGAGGACCUACCUGCCCCCUCUGCAGGACGACAGCGCAGCUGCUGCGCUCAUAGAGCAGGUUUUGCACUAUAUGGUUCAGAAAGGAUACUACAGGAUGCUGUACGUAUUGGCCAAUCACAAGUUACCGUCCAGUCUGUAUUACAGCGACGCCCCCUCGCUUCCUCUAGCACACACACUGCUGGAACACACACUCAAACCACUGCACUUUAUGUACAGCUCCUGUCCCAAGGGUGCCAGGCAGUUAGUGUUCUCAGCCUUUACAGAAGACUUCAUCUCUCCUCCAUUCACUGAGCAGAUGUUUCACUUCUUCGUGCCGGCGCUGGCAGACCGAAGACUCAGUUUCCCGUUUCAAGACUUCCUGUUCUCCCUGCAGGCCACCAUCUCCUUGUCAGACCAGGCACAGUGUCAUGCCCCAUGGCUCUUCUACUUUGUUCUGUCACUCGGAGAAAUGGGCCUCGGCUCUCUAUCAGAAGAAGGGCUGCUGUUGUAUCUGAGCGCUCUGCAGGCGCUGCUCCCUCUGCUUCCUGUGAGUGAGAGCCACGCCAGAGUCGACGUCACAAGUGACUCUGAGGAUGAGGAUAACAACUCGACACACCCUCCUACUGUACAGGAUGACAACAGGAUGUCAGUGCAGUUGAUCACACAGCUGUGUGUGCAGAAGUUGGACUCAAAGCUGCAGACGAACGCUUUGCUGUCACUGGUGUGGAGAGACUCAGCCAGCGAGGACGUCUUCACCAUGAUGGCAUCUAUCUGCCACACCCUCAUGGUGCAGCACCGCAUGAUGGUGCCCAGAGUCAGGCUACUGUACAGUUUGGCCUUCAACGCUCGCUUCCUCAGACACCUGUGGCACUUGAUAACGUCCAUGAGGACCAAAAUGAUCACAGGGUCUCUGGUGCCGUUGCUGCAGCUGAUGUCUCGUGGCUCUCCCAUGUCUGCUGAGGACUCCAGCAGGAUCAUCCCUCUCUUCUACCUGUUCAGCUCCCUGUUCAGCCACUCGCUUAUCUCUAUCCAUGACACCGAGUUCUUUGGGGAAGCCAUGGAUGGUCAGAGGCAGGCGUCCAUGAUGCCGUUCUCUCUCCCUGAGCUGGUGACUCUGUCUCGAUGUUUGCGGGACGCGUGUCUGGGGAUCAUCAAGCUGGCUCAUCCCGAGACUAAAAGCGGCCACAGCGAGGAAUAUGCAGCUGCGUUCCGCAGCGUCGGUGUCAAAACCAGCAGCCAAGUGCAGCAGCGCAUCCAAAACCAGCAGAAACGCUGGGUCCAGCUGUUCAAGGUGAUCACCAACCUAGUGAAGAUGUUGAAGGCAAGGGACAUCAGGAGGCCGUUCUGCCCCAAGGGUCACUGGCUGUCCGACGAGGUCAACAUCAGGGCUGAUAAGGUCACUCAGCUGUACGUUCCCUCUGCUCGACACGUGUGGAGGACAAGGCGUAUGGGCCGAAUUGGACCGCUCCAGUCCACUCUAGAUGUUGGCUUGGAGCCUCCACCGCUGUCUGUUUCAGAGGAGAGAAACCUGGCCAUCCUCACCGAGCUGCCCUUUGUCGUACCCUUUGAGGAGAGAGUAAAGAUCUUCCAGAGGUUGAUCUACGCUGAUAAAAGGGAUGUACAGGGGGACGGCCCUUUCCUCGACGGCAUCAACAUCACCAUCCGGAGGAACUACAUCUACGAGGACGCAUAUGACAAACUGUCUCCGGAGAAUGAGCCUGAUCUAAAGAAGCGUAUCCGGGUGCACCUGCUGAACGCUCACGGCCUGGACGAAGCCGGCAUUGACGGAGGGGGGAUCUUCCGUGAGUUUCUCAGCGAGCUGCUGAAGUCAGGGUUCAAUCCCAACCAGGGCUUUUUCAGGACCACCAACGAGGGUCUGCUGUACCCGAGCCCCACGGCCGAGAUGCUCAUCGGAGAGAGCUUCACGCGCCACUACUACUUCCUGGGCCGGAUACUGGGCAAGGCUCUGUAUGAGAACAUGUUAGUGGAGAUGCCGUUUGCUAGCUUCUUCCUGUCCAAGCUGCUCGGGACCAGCGCCGAUGUGGACAUUCAUCACCUGGCCUCGCUCGAUCCCGAGAUGUACCGGAACCUUCUGUUCCUCAAGAGCUACGAGGGAGACGUGGAGGAUCUGGGGCUCAACUUCACCAUCGUCAACAAUGACCUAGGAGAGGCUCAGGUGGUUGAGCUGAAGCCAGGCGGGAAGGACAUCCCGGUUACCACGGCGAACCGCAUCGCCUACAUCCAUUUAGUGGCCGAUUACCGGCUGAACAAACAGAUCCGUGCUCACUGCCUGGCAUUCAGACAGGGCCUGGCCAACGUGCUCAACCUCGAGUGGCUGCGCAUGUUUGACCAACAGGAGAUCCAGGUUUUGAUCUCUGGUGCUCAUGUGCCUAUCUGUCUGGAUGACCUGAAGAAAUUCACUAAUUACUCAGGAGGAUACUCGCCCACUCACCCAGUCAUCAAGAUCUUUUGGGACGUGGUGGAGAAUUUCAGCGACGAGGAGAAGCGCAAGCUGCUCAAGUUUGUCACCAGCUGCUCACGUCCUCCUCUGCUGGGAUUUAAAGAGCUCUACCCUGCCUUCUGUAUCCAUAACGGAGGGAACGAUCUGGAGCGCCUUCCCACCGCCAGCACCUGCAUGAACCUUCUCAAGCUGCCCGAGUUCUACGACCAGCAGCUGAUGGCAAGCAAGUUACUCUACGCCAUCGAGUCGUCCUCGGGCUUCGAGCUCAGCUGAGAGCCGAUGGGAAGCGGUCGCUGCGGUGACCAAACAGGGGGCGGGAUUUUUUAUUCGUAAAACGUGAGACGAAAAGAAACAGAAAGCUCGACACCUUGACGGGCUCGGACACUGAGGCAACCAGGGACAGACACUGAGAUUUGAAUUUUAAUAGUGAACACAAAUGAGGAAGUGACUGUACUGCUCGAAAAAAAAAUAAAAAUAAUAAAUAACAAAACGAUACACUUGAUGCAUAACUCACCAAAGAUUUUUGCUAGGUUAUUUUUGUAGCGCCGGUGCUGGACGUUCAUGAUGUGACGUAGGACGAGAUGCUGACGUGACCGUGAGGACGAUGUAGUGCUGAGUUUCUUCACGCUAAGACGAGGAUUUAGCUUUGCUCUGAGAACCAUGCGCAUACUAGCAUAGUAGUAGUUUAGCAUCAGCAAACGUGCAUCCUGAUUUUUAGCUUUGCUAAUAACCGGCUAUUAUGAUUGACGCAGUGGCUACAGGAAAACUCCACCUAUUCUCUUUUUUCUUUUUUUCUUUAUAAACACAUUUAUACCAAUAUCAAUGUCCCUCGAAACAUAGAAGCACUAACUAGCUAAGCACCUAACAUGCUUAAUAACGAUCUUCUUUGCUAGCUCUCUAGCUACAUAAAGUAGUUUAACCCUAAUUGGCACUUCAAACAUAGCUAGUUUUUUUUUGUUUUAAAUAUGUCGUGUUUUAUGUCUUCUUGCACUCCUAGCUUGCUAAUGAGCUAGUUUGCUAAACAGCUAGCAGCUACUAUUUUUGUUCCCGGUUACAUUCCUAACCAGUCACUUCAGCUCACAGUGCCUUCUGGGUAACGUUCCACUCCUGGAUCCUUCAUCUAAGCAGCUCGGCUUCACCUGGGGUUUGGAGGCUUGGUUUUUUUUUUAGAGAUUUGGAGUUAACGAUGAAGGUUUGAGGCACUAAUACUGUGUGUGUGUGCGUUUGUGUGUGUUUGUUCACUCAGGGAUGGACAAAUCAGCAGCUCAGGCCUGGUAUAUUGUACGUCUAGUGUUUUAGAUGUAUUAAGACUUUGGAGGAAUCAGUUAGCUGCCUCUUCUCUCACAUCGACCUGAACAUCCUGGCCACAGUCUUUAACUCACGCGUGUACGUUUAAACCGUCCAGUCAAGUCGUAUUUUUAUUGGUUUAGAGUUCAUCUGUACGUCAGGCAUCAGCUACGAUUUUUAAGCACAACAGGAUUUACAGGAGGAGCAAGAGGAAGGCUCCACAGAAUCUUUCCCUGAACCAAGAAGUAAAAAUAAUCCUCAUCUCUAUUCAUCACAGAGAUCAUUACACGUCCAAUUCAGCCACUUGCUUUCUUACUAUAACGAGUGAAGAUUUGUCCGUCCCUGCUGGUGAAAGAUCCACUGCCGGUGCAAAUGAAAACGUUUCCACAGGUUAGCGUUCACGUGACGUUUUUGCGAGUGUGCAUAAGAUUUGCAGUGUUAAUUAGGUGUUUGUGAGCGAGUGAUUUUUAUAUAAACGUGUGCGUCUCUCUCUCUCUCACUCUACACGGUCAGUGUUGCCUCAGCAUGGCCGUGUUUCAUUUUGUGCACUGAACAAGCAGGACGUCCUUUUGACUCGUCGAACCGUCAGCACUAAACCUGACUUCUGUGCAAUAACAUUAAAAUCCGCUUUGCAGCUCCAGCAUGUGCCUGUUCAUUUCUCUGCUGUUCGCCUUCGGUUGUUGUGUUUGUGUGUUUUUUUUUUUCUCGUUCAGAACGAAUACGAGUGUGUGUCCUUCUCUACUGCACAGUGUUUUGAAAAAUGCUUCCUUCGUCUCUCUUCUUUUACUCUGUAUAGUAGGACGAUCUCGCAGCAUCCCUGUUAAUGAUUAAAAAACAAAACGACUACACCGAUCUGCCCUGCCUACGAUCUCAACCCGAGGGGAAGUCCGCAAUACGCCGUUAAGGCCUCGAAAGCCACCGCUGUGAGUCCGUAACAGCCUGACGGUCAUUAAUACCGCCAUCUGAGCACAGAGAGAAAUAUCAAUGUAUCAGAGUGUAUGUACAAAUGAUUAAAUAUGUUUUGGGGGAUUUUAUUUGCAA
Tachysurus fulvidraco (yellow catfish) is the source of this 5579-nucleotide messenger RNA. RefSeq names its product ubiquitin protein ligase E3C (gene ube3c). The record is from RefSeq and is a predicted model, not a curated record. The transcript has 25 exons. The coding region runs from base 279 to 3524 and encodes 1081 amino acids. NCBI's taxonomy places the organism in Eukaryota, Metazoa, Chordata, Actinopteri, Siluriformes, Bagridae. Gene Ontology annotation, molecular function: protein binding; ubiquitin protein ligase activity. Gene Ontology annotation, biological process: protein polyubiquitination; ubiquitin-dependent protein catabolic process.